Molecule: messenger RNA, 1507 nt
Organism: Actinia tenebrosa (Australian red waratah sea anemone)
Lineage: Eukaryota; Metazoa; Cnidaria; Anthozoa; Actiniaria; Actiniidae
Product: 3-galactosyl-N-acetylglucosaminide 4-alpha-L-fucosyltransferase FUT3
Cellular component (GO): membrane
Molecular function (GO): alpha-(1->3)-fucosyltransferase activity
Source: RefSeq, a predicted model, not a curated record
GCAGGCUCAUAAAUAAUUGGAUAAAUUUAGUCAAACAUGGUAGAUGAUAAACAAGGACCUCCAACUCAAACCGUCAACAUUCGUCGAUGGCUAGCAGUUGGAUUAAUACUCAGCACAAUAAUAAUAUGGGUCAUUAACUUCGCGACACUAAUCAAUAACGACUACCUCUACUUUCCUUCCAGACCGCGAGGUAUUGACGAUCGCAUGAGGGCCAUACAGAAGGAGAUUAUGAUAUCAAAGAAUAGAGUCGAGGACAGAUCUAAAGCCAUGGACAUUCUCAACUACACCAAGUUGUCUAAGAAUACCAAACCUAAAGUUAUUCUUGUAUACACAGAGUUUUUCAAGGAAAAAGUCUGGAGUAUUUUAAACUCUAGCGAAGUUUUUAAUCAAUGGAAUGGCGUAAAGUGUCCAUAUUUCCAGUGCAGGCUAACGUACGAUCACUCUGAGUUUCUAGCUUCUGAUGCGGUACUUUUCCAUGCGUUUGAGAUGCCAGGGACGUUUGCGCUUGCUAACUUAAAAAAACACAAACCUAAGCAUCAAAAAUGGGUAUAUUUUGGCUUGGAGAAUCCAGAUAAUAAUCCAAAAGCCGUUGGCCUUGAUAACUAUUUCCACUGGACGCUUAAUUACAGAAGAGAUUCUCAUUUCUUUUUCCCGUACGGGUAUUAUUACCCAAUCAGUGACUACGGUGAUGGUAGAGGACCAAACGCUGAAAUCAAUCUCAGGUAUAAGGAUAAAUUCGUAGUAUGGGCUGUCAGCCAUUGCGAUCUCCCGAGAGAUAAAUAUGUCCGCAAACUCAUGCAGUAUAUUCCAAUUGACAUCUAUGGACAGUGCGCAGUCAAAUUCACUGAUAAACCAACUGGAGAGUGCAAACCGAACUCACCCCAAUGCGACGAGCUCAAAAGAAGGUACAAGUUUCAGCUGGCGUUCGAGAACUCGAACUGUGUUGAUUAUAUUACUGAGAAAUACUGGGGUGCUGUUGAAAUGGGUAUCGUACCAGUAGUUCUAGGAGGGUCGAGUUAUGGAAAACGUCUAGCAGUACCUGGCUCUUUUAUCAACGUUAUGGAUUUCAAAACAGUCAAAGACCUCGCGAAUCACCUCAAAUAUCUUGAUGAGAAUGACGAGGCUUAUAUGAAGUAUUUUCAGUGGAGGAGACGUUAUAAGGUUGGGCCGUCUGGGCCAUGGACUUGUGCAAUGUGUGCUGCGUUGAAUAUGAACACUAAGACCGUACCAAUUGAGAAGCUGGAUGAUUAUUGGAGCAGUAAGAGACAAUGUGGCGUGAUGGACAAGAAGAUUGCCCAGAUUAUUAGAAAUACAAAGUCCAAUUGAAACUAAGAAAUCACCUACUAGACACUUGUAGUACGAGUGGAAUGAACAGAAAGAUAGCAUAACGUGGCAUUGCGCCGUUCAUCCAUUUAUGCAUGCAUGCAUGCAUGCAUCAAACAGAACUUUAUUUUGCACCAUUAAAUAUAUAUUUAUAAAAUAACUGUUAUGAAUGUCGCGUUCUGAU